This is a messenger RNA of Cottoperca gobio, 1106 nucleotides long. Its product is annotated as beta-crystallin A3-2-like. Gene Ontology annotation, biological process: lens development in camera-type eye; visual perception. The transcript has 5 exons. Bases 7 to 633 code for a protein of 208 amino acids. NCBI's taxonomy places the organism in Eukaryota, Metazoa, Chordata, Actinopteri, Perciformes, Bovichtidae. The record is from RefSeq and is a predicted model, not a curated record. Gene Ontology annotation, molecular function: structural constituent of eye lens.
GUAAAGAUGUACAGAACUACAAGGUCCCCAAUGAUGCAGCCGCUGGUCAACUCAGGAAUGGGCAUGGCUCCUUUCUUCAAGGUGACUGUGUUCGAGCAGGAGCAUUUCCAGGGCAAGUGUCUGGAGUUCACCUCUGAGUGCUGCAACAUUCAGGAUUGCGGACUGGACAACAUCCGCUCCAUCAGGGUGGAGAGCGGAGCCUGGGUGGGUUUUGAGCACCAUGACUUCCAGGGCCAGCAGUUCAUCCUGGAGAGAGGAGAGUACCCCCACUGGGACGCUUACAGCGGCUCCCUCUCCUACCAUGUGGAGCGCCUCAUGUCUCUGCGCCCCAUCUACUGCGCCUCCCACCAGAGCAGUCGCAUGGUCAUCUUUGAGAAGGAGAACUUCAUGGCCCGCAGUGUGGAGAUCUGUGACGACUACCCCUCUCUGCAGGCCAUGGGCUGGAUGAAGCCUGAGGUUGGCUCCAUGCACGUGCAGUGCGGCGCCUUUGUGUGCUACCAGCACCCUGGAUACAGGGGCCAGCAGUACAUCAUGGAGUGUGAGAGACACAGUGGAGACUACCAGCACUGGAGGAACUGGGGCUCCCACUGUCAGACCCCCCAGAUCCAGUCUAUCAGGCGCAUCCAGCACUGAGAGAAAGACAGGCUGAGACUGAGACAGCAGCUCCCCUCGACCCCCCCCCCCCCCCCUACCUUCACCCAUAACCCCUUCCUCCCUUUCUUUCUUCCUCUCUUCAAUCUUUACUUUGCUCUCGACUUGAGCCGCAACAGCCGCCCCAACACCACUACUGAUUUAAAUCCCCUGUCAGAGUGUAAUAAGAGACAAUAUCGCACUGUUAAAAGCACAGGGAAACACACACUCCACACACACACACACACACACACACACACUGACAUAACUGACACUUGCAAAGUGUCUUUUUAUUUGGUUUAGAGGUUCCUACGCACCCACACACAAACACACACCUGCGCUGGAACCAAACAGGGGGGAGAUGAAGCUCCAUCAUGGCGCCAUGACCAGAAAAAACCUCCCCAGCAGCACUCAGCAGACUGUGCUGUGGUGCAGCUCAGAUGCGUUUUGUUGUUGUGUGUAGGAGGUUGAUACAC